ACGUGGUACCUUUGAAGCAAGCUUCUUUACCGAACAUGCCUUGGAUGUCGUUAAAAGCAACAUCGGCUCUCUUGCUGACAGCGAUCACAUUGCUUGGAUCGCUGGAUUCAGCUCAGGGUCUCACAGCUCAAGAUGUGCAACUAAAUGUUGCGGCCGGCAAAGCCUUGAAUGACUCGCUGUUGUGGGGCACAUAUCGACCAAACUUGUACUUUGGGACUAGACCACGAAUACCAUCUUCUCUAUCAACCGGAAUAAUGUGGUUCAGUGGAGAUGAUUUACAGGGUUUUCAAAAUAUUCGACAUACAUGCGAGCAAGGAGACAAUUUGCACGGAUACGGCUACUUCAAACACGAUGGACGAUCCUUUGCAUUCCAAAAGAUGAAAGAUCCCUACACUGACAUAGAGUUAACCACUGAAUUUAUCAAAGUACCUGGAGGCAGAUACGGUGGCGAAUGGGGUGUUCGUAUCAAAGGAAAGCCAUUGUCGGAGGGCACAAACCCUGUAACGAACCUGGUGUUUUAUGUGGGCUUAGAAGGAGAUGGCGGAAUAGAUAUUGUUAGCAAAUUGAAGAAUGAUGGCUUGAAGUCGCCGGUCAAGCUGGAAGGCGAUUCACCAGAACUUGGUGACUUUGCCAUUCAAUUUGCUGAAGGUGCAGCAAACACUGCCCCUCGAUCAGGACUUCAGAAGGAUUUAACAAAGACUUUCUAUUGGGGAUUCCAGGCACCAGAAGAUGAGAUAUGGAAGACAAAAGAUUUCUUCCUUCAAAAAGUGUAUGAUUCUGCCAGAGAACGUUCUUCAAUGAUGACUCCUGAAGAAGCUAUGUCGAACCUUCCAUCUCUUUUUGUUUUACCCAAUGAAAUCAGUGAAUCCGAGAAUGAGGUUGCCAACCUUUACUUUUUGCAAAAGGUGUUUCAAGGAGCUUUCGAGGUUGACAUUGUCUUCAACUCUGACUCGAGUGCUGAGCAUCUCAAGCCCCAAGAUAUGAAUGCUAAACUGGAAACGGCAACCACCAAGUUUGAUCAAAAGUUUGAACGUACAUUCCAUCUCAGUGAAAAGGGGUUUAAGUCUCCAGAAGAGAUUGAAUUCGGGCAGUUCUUGCUGAGUAACCUUUUGGGAGGAAUUGGAUAUUUUUAUGGGCCAGCCAUUGUUGAUAGAUCUCAUGAUCCAUUCGAAGAUGAAGAAUAUUUUGCGAACCGUCCUCUAAACGCCCAGCUUACUGAACCUCAUGCUCUGUACACUGCGACACCUAGUCGACCAUUCUUCCCUCGUGGAUUUUACUGGGACGAAGGCUUCCACCAGCAAGUUAUAGGUAAAUGGGACAACGAUUUGAGUCUCGAGAUUAUCAAGAGCUGGGUCUCUUUGAUUGAUGAUAAUGGUUGGGUUGCUCGUGAGCAAAUUCUUGGAGCUGAAGCCAGAAGCAAGGUCCCACAAGAGUUCCAAACCCAGUUCCCACACUACGCCAACCCUCCCACACUACUCCUUGCCGUCCAAAAGUUCAUCGAUCGAUUGGAACAGCAUACCAGCGUUCACAUGCAAAUGUCAGAUGAACCCGUACAGAACAGAAUGAAGGUCUCUGCUCUUGAUGAUCCCGAAUCGCUGCCCAACCUUCACCUUGAAAAUCCUGCUUUGGCAACUCAAUGGCUUAACACAGUCUAUCCCAAGCUGAGACUCAACUGGGAGUGGUUUAGAAAGACUCAAAAAGGCCAUAAACCCAGCAAUGGCAAUGGCGAAGUUUAUAGAUGGCGAGGAAGAUCAGAAAACCAUACUUUGACUUCCGGUUUUGAUGACUAUCCCAGAGCCGAACCUCCAAGCACAUCUGAGUUGCAUAUCGAUUUGAUAUCUUGGAUGGGAUUUUCGACCCGUCUGAUGAAGAGCAUUGCAGGACACUUGGGUGAGGAAUAUGCUGCAGACGUUCAAGAAUACGAUUCGGUUCUGCAAGAUAUACUCGGUAACAUUGAUGCGCUACAUUGGAGCGAAAACGACCAGGCUUACUGUGACUUGCUACUUCAAGGCGAUGGUGUCGACUAUGUGUGCCACAAAGGAUAUUUAUCCUUGUUCCCCAUGAUCUUGGGUCUCUUACCUACAGAUUCACCCAAGCUUGACGCCAUCUUGGACAUGAUGAGAGAUGAAAACGAAUUGUGGACCCCAUAUGGUCUUCGAUCUUUGUCUGCUGCUGAUGCCAAGUUCAAUACUGGAGAGAACUAUUGGAGAGGUCCGAUUUGGAUGAACGUGAACUAUCUCGCACUUCAGAGUUUGUACAAUAACUACAUGCAUGUUCCCGGUCCGUAUCAAGAGAAAGCGCAACAAAUUUACAAAGACUUGCGUAAUAACAUUAUCCAAAACGUCUUUGCGGAAUACAAACGGACUGGAUUUGUCUGGGAACAAUACUCUGCAUUUGAUGGCCAAGGAAAGCGCAGCCAUCCAUUUACUGGUUGGACCAGUACUGUAUUGCUCAUGAUGGCCGAGGAAUACUAGAAUUGUUGAAUCUCCAUACACAUAGUUUCUCAUCAUCAUCAAAUGAACACAGAUCUGACUGUAACAGUAAAAGUUUUGUCUGAACAACCUAAAAAAAUUGUGAUCUUAUGCUUUUAUUAACCAAAGCGUGUUGUUGAAAGUAACCCAAUCU
Molecule: messenger RNA, 2625 nt
Organism: Umbelopsis ramanniana AG
Lineage: Eukaryota; Fungi; Mucoromycota; Umbelopsidomycetes; Umbelopsidales; Umbelopsidaceae
Exons: 14
Coding region: 36-2474 (812 amino acids)
Biological process (GO): protein N-linked glycosylation; oligosaccharide metabolic process
Cellular component (GO): endoplasmic reticulum membrane
Molecular function (GO): Glc3Man9GlcNAc2 oligosaccharide glucosidase activity
Source: RefSeq, a predicted model, not a curated record